Molecule: messenger RNA, 1059 nt
Organism: Perca fluviatilis (European perch)
Lineage: Eukaryota; Metazoa; Chordata; Actinopteri; Perciformes; Percidae
Gene: crybb1
Product: crystallin, beta B1
Exons: 6
Coding region: 145-840 (231 amino acids)
Biological process (GO): lens development in camera-type eye; visual perception
Molecular function (GO): structural constituent of eye lens
Source: RefSeq, a predicted model, not a curated record
UCUAUUGUGCUGUGAGCCUCUACGUUUGGCCUUUGCCAGAGUAUAAAAGCUUGGGGUCGAGCGUUGGAGGCACCAGCACGAGCCAGCCUCCCACACACGGCACUGCAAGCUUUACUAACGCAGACUCUCCUGAAGCCCCUCACCAUGUCUCAGACCGCCAAGUCCGCCUCCAGCCAGGGCACCGACGCCAAGGACAAGGGAGCCCCCGCCCCCGCUGCCUCCAGCAAGGCCACCAAGACCGGAGAGCCCGGCAUGGGAUCCUACAGAAUCAUGAUGUUCGACCAGGAGAACUUCCAGGGCAGGAUGAUCGAGGUCCAGAAUGAGUGUAUGAACGUGUGUGACCGUGGCAUGGAUAGAGUGCGUAGUAUCAUUGUGGAGUGCGGCCCCUUUGUUGCCUAUGAGCAGACUAACUUCCGUGGGGAGAUGUUCAUCCUGGAGAAGGGAGAGUAUCCUCGCUGGGACACCUGGAGCAACUCCUACCGCAGUGACUGCCUCAUGUCCCUCAGGCCCGUCCGCAUGGACAGCAUGGAGCACAAGAUCUGCCUGUAUGAGCUCUCCGACUUCAAGGGCAACAAGAUGGAGAUCCAGGAGGAUGAUGUGCCAACCCUCUGGGCGCACGGCUUCUGUGACAGAGUGGGCAGCGUGAGGGUCCCUGGAGGAGCCUGGGUGGGUUACCAGUACCCCGGAUACAGAGGCUACCAGUACCUGUUUGAGUGCGGUGACUACAGACACUACAACGACUUCUCUGCCUACCAGCCCCAGAUCCAGUCCAUGCGUCGUAUCAGGGACAUGCAGUUCCACCAGAGAGGAUGCUUCACCUUCACCUCCGCCAGCAAGUGAAUGAUAUGACACCCACUGGCCGCCUGGUGCUGUCGUAGCCACGCAGCCCUCUCAGCCUUUUUAUUUCUCCAAACGCCCAUCCUUUCCUAAAUCCCCACCACCACCACCAUCAUCAUCGCUCCAUCCCAAAGGAAAGACAGAAUGAGAGCAAAUAAACGGGACAACGAUCACUGACUUUUUAUGGUGCUAAAAAAUAAACAUGUUGUUAAAAACCUGAAA